AUGACUUCUGCCGACAAGAGAGCGUUUGUGGACCAGAUCGUAGCUGACAAUCGUGUUGUGAUCUUCAGCAAAUCGUAUUGCCCAUUUUGUCAUAGAGUGAAAGAUCUGUUCAAGUCGCUGAAUGUCGAAUACAAUGCAUUGGAGUUAGAUUUGAUGGGAGAAGAAGGCAAUGCCAUUCAAGCUGCAUUGAUUGAAAAAACAAACCAGAAGACUGUGCCUAAUGUUUUUAUUAACGCGAAUCACGUCGGAGGUUGCGAUAGCACACUUCAAGCCCAUGCCGACGGUAAAUUGUUUGAUUUACUGCAGAACACAGCGAGAGAAUAUGAUUAUGAUCUUCUGAUAAUAGGAGGAGGCUCGGGAGGAUUAGCAGCAUCCAAAGAGGCGGCGUUGUUGGGUAAAAAAGUUGCAGUGUGCGAUUUUGUGAAGCCGUCCCCGCAAGGUACUACUUGGGGUCUGGGUGGAACUUGUGUAAAUGUUGGCUGCAUUCCAAAGAAAUUAAUGCAUAGAGCCGCUCUUACUGGACACACAUUGCAAGAUGGUACUUACUUUGGAUGGAUGUUGCCAGACGAGGUUCAUCACAAUUGGGAAAAAAUGGUUGAAGAAGUCCAAAAUUAUGUUAAGUCUCUAAAUUUUGGAUACCGUAAAGUUUUGAGAGAAAAAUCUGUCACCUACUUGAAUGCGUAUGCCCAGUUUGUUGAUUCAGAUCCUCAUAAAGUUGUUUUAACUGAUAAGAAAAAUGUUAAGAAAGAAAUUACUGCUCAGAAUAUAAUCAUUGCUGUUGGUGGCAGACCCCGUUAUCCUCAAAUUCCAGGAGCUGUUGAAUAUGGCAUCACUUCUGACGACUUGUUUUCUCUUCCUUAUCGACCAGGAAAAACUUUAAUAGUAGGCGCAUCAUACAUUGCUUUAGAAUGUGCUGGUUUCCUUGCUGGCUUUGGAAUAGAAGUUACUGUGAUGGUUCGAUCGAUCUUCCUCAGAGGUUUUGAUCAACAAAUGGCAGAAAUGAUUGGUGAACACAUGGAAAAGCAUGGAGUACAAUUCAUCAAAGGAUGUGUACCUCUUCAAAUAGAAAGAAUUGAAGAACCUAGUUCACCUAAUGCUCCAGGAUUGUUAAGAGUGACUGCAAAAAUGAACAAUGGAGAACAGAUUACUACUGAAUUCAACACUGUGCUCUUUGCUGUGGGCCGUGAUGCUUGCACUGGAGAUUUGGGUCUUGAUAAGGUGGGUGUAGAAGUAAAUAAGAGCAAUGGAAAAAUAAUUGCCAAUGAAAGCGAGCAGACCUCCGUUCGUAAUAUUUUUGCUAUUGGAGAUGUUUUGGAUGGUAAAUUAGAGCUGACUCCUGUUGCUAUUCAAGCUGGUCGUUUGUUGGCACAGCGACUGUAUGGACAACAGAAAGUAUUGACAGAUUAUACAAAUGUACCGACAACAGUCUUCACUCCUUUGGAAUAUGGUUGUGUGGGUCUUUCAGAAGAAGAUGCAAAGAACAAAUAUGGGGAAGAUGACAUAGAAGUAUAUCACAGUUACUUUCAGCCACUGGAGUAUGUUUUGAGUAACAGAGAUCCUAAUGUCUGUUAUGCAAAAUUAAUAUGUGUGAAAAGUGAUGGGGAACGUGUUGUUGGAUUUCAUGUUCUAAGUCCUGAUGCUGGUGAAAUUACUCAAGGAUUUGCAAUUGGAUUGAAACUUGCUGCCAAGAAAGCUGAUUUUGAUAAUUUGAUAGGCAUUCAUCCAACUUGCGCUGAAAUAUUUACUACUUUGAAGAUUUCCAAAGCGUCUGGUCUUAGUGUUGAGAAAACUGGUUGCUGA
Molecule: messenger RNA, 1800 nt
Organism: Gryllus bimaculatus (two-spotted cricket)
Lineage: Eukaryota; Metazoa; Arthropoda; Insecta; Orthoptera; Gryllidae
Source: the annotation of a GenBank genome assembly